Messenger RNA from Quercus lobata, 1622 nucleotides. Its product is annotated as Galactose oxidase/kelch repeat superfamily protein. The transcript has 4 exons. Gene Ontology annotation, molecular function: protein binding. Bases 306 to 1460 code for a protein of 384 amino acids. NCBI's taxonomy places the organism in Eukaryota, Viridiplantae, Streptophyta, Magnoliopsida, Fagales, Fagaceae. The record is from RefSeq and is a predicted model, not a curated record.
UCUCUAAAUCUUGCGGUGUCCAGCGAAAAUUUUCACUACACACAGGCUUUUCCCUUUCAAAAAAUACAAACAAGAUUCCUUGAUUCCUAGAAUAACGUUACCAUACCGCCCUAAAUAGUCUCCUUCUUAUUCCACCCCAUAGCCAUAAGCAUUUCUCUCUCCCAAAUGCUUUUUCCUUUUCCCCUUUGCAUUAUCCUAUAAGGACACUCAAUCAGACAUGACAGCCAUAAACUGUGAUUCCUCGGAGGUCACUGUUCCAUGUUAACAGAGUUGUAUGAGUCUCCACCAAUCCCCAUACAUAAUUCAUGGAACCUGUGAAUCAAUGUGUCAUUCCUGGAUUGCCGGAUGACUUGGCUUUGAGAUGUUUAGCAAAGUUGUCCCAUGGACACCAUGGAGUGCUUGAAACUGUCUCAACAAAGUGGAGAGAUUUAAUCCGCAGCUCUGACUUUGCCAGUUUUAAAGCUAGAGAAGGGUGGUGUGGAAAUUGGUUAUUUGUUCUUACUGAAGGCUCUAGCAAUGAGUGGGUUGCCUAUGAUCCUGAAGCUGAUAUAUGGCAUCCUCUGCCCAAGAUUCCAACUACCCAUGCUGACUGUAAACACGUUGGAUUUUCAUGUGUUAGUGUUUGCAAUCGUUUCUUGGUGAUUGGUGGAUCAUAUGUGCCUCAUGAUCCUGUAUUUCCCCAUCAAAAGCCUUCUAGAACAAAUGAGGUUAUGCAGUUUGAUCCAUACAGAAAAAAGUGGAGUCGUGUAGCAAGCAUGCGAACACCACGGUCUCAAUUUGCUUGCAGUGUUAUUUCUGGUAAGGUUUAUGUAGCUGGGGGAUUCAACUUAUCCUGCACCAGAGGGCUCGCACUUGCUGAGGUUUAUGAUCCCUUGACAGACAAAAGUUGCAGAUGGGAGGAAUUGCCACCGAUGCUCAAUCCACAGAUGAACUGCUUAGGCUUAUCAUAUAAAGGCAAAUUUUAUGUUCUGAGUGACCGGGUGGGCCUGCCAGACCAGAAAACCUCUGAGGUUCUAAGUCCAGCAGACAGAAAUUGGUGCACAGUAGAGGACAUCUGGCCUUUCUCAAGGGAAAUGCAAUUUGCAGCUCAGGUGAUAGGGGAUGAUCGUGUAUAUACUGUUGUAGAUUUGGGUGAGAGCUUGAUUAAAACAAGGUACACUGAUAAAGGAGAGUGGUAUAAUGUGGGUAUAGUUCCUUCGGUCAUUCUCCCUGACCACCCCCGGCCAUUGGAGGCCUUUAGUUAUGGGUUUGCUGCAUUGAGGCAUGAAUUGUAUAUUGUGGGAGGGAAAGUUCUCAAGUGGGAGGAAUCAGGAGCUGGGAGGUUUGACAUUGUAAAGUUGGGUUUGGUGAGAGUUUGUGACCCUUCUGCCAUGCCAUUAACAUGGAGGGAAAUUAAACCCAUGUGUGGGUCAGCAUAUGGUUCUAUCAUAGGAUGUGCAUCCCUGGAAGAAAGAUAUUAGUUUUCUCAAGGUAAUGUAAUAUUUGUUGCUGAACUCAACUGAAGUUAACAGUGCCUUAACUGUGCUUUUGUGGAGUUGUACUUUUAAAGUGAAUUCUCAGAACCUGUCUUCUUGAAUAUGUAUUUUUUAAGUUAAUAAAAGUGCUUUCUUCUUAAAAAACUA